This is a messenger RNA of Periophthalmus magnuspinnatus, 7907 nucleotides long. It is a transcript of the gene nr3c2, whose product is annotated as nuclear receptor subfamily 3, group C, member 2. Gene Ontology annotation, biological process: regulation of DNA-templated transcription. The coding region runs from base 440 to 3373 and encodes 977 amino acids. Gene Ontology annotation, molecular function: sequence-specific DNA binding; zinc ion binding; DNA-binding transcription factor activity. The transcript has 9 exons. Lineage: Eukaryota; Metazoa; Chordata; Actinopteri; Gobiiformes; Gobiidae. The record is from RefSeq and is a predicted model, not a curated record.
AGAGCUCGGAGUUUGUGUUGUGCACUCGUUGCAGUAGGAGGUGCACGGAUGACGUUUCUCCAGACUCCUUUUAGUUUGUUUUAAAGACUUAUUCUAUGUUUUUUUUAGGAGCAUCCAGGAUCCCGCUGAAUUCCGGAGAGCUCGCGCGGACAUAAUGUGAGCUCGCGCCCGCGUCUUGUCGCCAGAGCCGUCGCUGUGGUUCGUCCUGUCAGAGGCUGAGGGGGACUACAGUGAGAAUACGCAGUAGGCUACACUUCUAUCCGGUGUGUGUCGCGCUGUCAAACUGAGGAGAGUAGACAGAGGGACGUUUCAGCGCGAUUUAUCCACUUUGCGUUUUGCCUCGGCUCUUUUUGUCCUUCUGGAUUAUCGCUGCCCAGCAACACAGCCACCUGACAACUCUGGAUGUCGUAAUUAAGGAAGGGCACUCAGUGAACCAGUAAUGGAGACCAAACGAUACCAAAGUUAUUUUGAUGGGAAGGACACAGAGAACAAGUGGCCUCAGGUCCCUAGUUCCACGGAGUUCUGUUGCAGCUCAGAGGACUCAGGUGUGACCACUGGAGAUAUUCUGAUGGGCAUUGUCAACGUCAGCUGCCCUGCUGGAAGUCCAGCCUCUGACUGCAAAGACAACAACAACACAAAGAAGCAGGAGCAGCCAGUGCGCCGCCUCAGCCACAAUCAACCAUUUGUUCACCCACACUUCAACAACUCUCUUCAUGGUCAUAAGCAGGAAAUGGACUCCAAGGAGCUUUCCAAAACCGUUGCUGAGUCUAUGGGCCUCUACAUGAACGCUGCCAGGGAGGCAGACUUUGCUUUUAGCCAGCACGGGGGCAGUACCAGCCCUGGGAAACUGUUCCCAGUGUGUGGGCGUUCUCUAGAGGAGAAGCAGAGUGGAGCCACAAAAAACCCGAAGUUAACACCGUUUGGGUUCCAGCAGCCCUGUUCCACCCACACAGCAGGCUCAGGGACACCAGUGAACUCUGGCCCUAUGCUGGGCUCCUCUGUGUCCUGCAGCCCUCAGACCUCCAGCUCUAUGUCCAGCCCUGGGGGGAGUAAUAACAUGGUGUCCUCCACCACCAGCCCACCUGUGUGCUUCGGACCUCCAUGUUCAGCGGUCAGCAGUCCGGCCAGCCAGACGUCCUGUGCUCAGAGUGUGGCCCACAUCAAGCGCAGGAACUCAGCUACAUGUAGCCCAGUUGAGUCUAGCACCGUGGGCUCCCCACCACUCACCAGCCCCAUGAACGUCAUGAGGUCCCCCAUCUCCAGCCCUCAGAGCAUGAGCAGCGCCUGCAGCGCUUCCUGUAACAUGAGGUCCUCUGUGUCCAGUCCCACCAGCACGGCCAACUGCAGCACCCUGCAGCAGUCUAUGUCCAGUCCACCUUCAGGGGGCCUCCCUGGGAGCAGCCCCCACGAGCCGCCCUCUGCAGGGUUUCCGGAGCCCAGUCCUGCGAGCGCUCUGGGACUGGUGCAGAAUGACAUCAACAGCCCAGAUCCAGCCUCUCUCACUCAGGACGUAGACUUCAAGAACUUUGAGUUUCCCAAAGUGGAGAUGGUUGAUGGGGAGGUUUUCAAUGUGGGCUUGGACCAGAUGGGCAUGGUUAAAUAUAUUAAGAAUGAGCCUGGCACUGACUUCAGAAGCAUGUGUCUUGGAAGCUCUAAAUGUAAUGCAAAUAGUACAUCCUUCAUCACCCAGAUUAAGACAGAGCCAAACAAAGACGAGGACUGUAUGAAUCAGCAGCCCUAUAACGAACCGUCACAAUCCAUGGGUCUGUUUCCUGCAGCCGAGACCACCUAUCUGUCUCUGAGGAAUAACAUUGACGAGUACAGUCUCUCUGGAAUCUUAGGACCCCCUGUCUCCUCUAUGAAUGGCAACUAUGAGUCUGAUGUGUUCUCCAACAAUGUCCUGUCUAAAGGGGUUAAGCAGGAGGCCAAUGACGGCAGCUAUUACCAAGAGAAUAACAGCAUGCCCACAUCGGCCAUUGUUGGAGUUAAUUCCGGUGGACACUCAUUCCAUUACCAGAUUGGAGCACAAGGAACAAUGUCUUUCACGCGGCACGAUGUGAGGGACCAGUCCAACCCCUUGUUGAAUCUAAUUUCUCCAGUAUCGGCAUUAAUGGAGUCAUGGAAAACUCGUCCGGGCAUGUCACAGGGGUCACUGGCUGUCAGAGGCGAUGGAUAUCCGGGUCAAAACUGCAUUACGGACGCCAUGUCAAGUUCGCCCAUGAGACAGCCCUCGUCCACGGCCAAAGUGUGCCUGGUGUGUGGGGACGAGGCGUCCGGAUGCCACUACGGAGUAGUGACCUGCGGGAGCUGCAAAGUCUUCUUCAAAAGAGCAGUGGAAGGUCAGCACAACUACCUGUGCGCCGGGAGGAACGACUGCAUCAUCGACAAGAUCCGUCGGAAAAACUGCCCAGCGUGUCGGGUACGGAAGUGUCUGCAGGCCGGCAUGAACCUGGGAGCGAGGAAGUCUAAAAAACUGGGUAAGCUGAAGGGACUGCACGAUGACCUCCAGACCACAAAAGACGUGGGGUCGGGCGGGUACCUGUGCUCCGAGAAGGACCUGACCUCCAGCGCAAACAACGCCUUGGUACCCCACGGUCCAGGGGUGGUCACGCCCUUCCUGCCCCCCUCCAUCUGCAGCGUCCUGGAGCUGAUCGAGCCUGAGGAGGUGUACUCCGGCUACGACAACACACAGCCCGACACCACCGACCACCUGCUCUCCAGCCUCAACCGCCUGGCCGGCAAGCAGAUGGUGCGCAUGGUCAAGUGGGCCAAAGUACUUCCAGGUUUCCGCGGUCUACCCAUCGAGGACCAAAUCACGCUGAUCCAGUACUCGUGGAUGUGCCUGUCCUCCUUCUCUCUCAGCUGGAGGUCUUACAAACACACUAAUGGACAGAUGCUCUACUUCGCCCCAGACCUCAUCUUCAACGAGGAGCGCAUGCAGCAGUCGGCCAUGUACGACCUGUGUUUGGGCAUGAGGCAGGUGAGCCAGGAGUUUGUGCGGCUGCAGCUCACGUUCGAUGAGUUCCUCUCCAUGAAGGUGCUACUGCUGCUGAGCACAGUUCCCAAAGAGGGUCUGAAGAACCAGGCAGCGUUUGAGGAGAUGAGGGUCAACUACAUCAAAGAGCUGCGGAGGUCAGUGGGAAAAGCAACCAACAACUCGGGUCAGACCUGGCAACGCUUCUUCCAGCUCACCAAGCUCCUGGACGCUAUGCACGAUUUAGUGGGGAACCUGCUGGACUUCUGCUUCUAUACGUUCCGCGAGUCGCAGUCGCUGAAGGUGGAGUUCCCAGAGAUGUUGGUGGAGAUCAUUAGUGACCAGAUACCAAAGGUGGAGUCAGGCCUCACACACACCAUCUACUUCCACAAGAAGUGACUGGAACGAACUCACAGACAAGAACUGGAAAAGAAGAGAGACUAGAGGCACACAGACGUGUAAGAAAGAAGGGGGCGGAGCUAAAAGGUCGCCCCUCCCCCUUUGUCCUGCUGGAUCUGUCGGGUCUCAGGACAAGACUCAAAAGUGACGAGGUCACAGAGGCCGAGAAGAGAAGGUUCUGGACCCAAAAUGGAGCGAUCUGAUACUACGGCGAGGAAGAACGCUAAGCUAGGAAGGACAUGUGACCAACCCUGACGCACCCCACCCCCCACUGCCCCCACCUCCUGCCCCAAAGAUGAUGACAGUAUUUUCUAUGGAGUAAAGCCAUACAUUUCUUAGGAUGCGCUAGACACAGUCACUUAAAAAAAACAAAACAACAAAAAACACUUAAACACACAAAUGAAGGGAAGUCCACUCAUUUGUCUGAUAAUGCACAGAUGCACUCCACAGGCUACGUCCACAUUCACAUCUUUUCAUUUUAAGACAAUUGGAUCUGUGCACAACGGCAAAUGGCUAGCUAACUGUUUGCGUUACUACUUCCUGUCCAAUACUGAAAAAUUCAAGAAUAGUUGUGGGUCAAUGUCACGUCUGAGUUUAAAAUGAUAGGUCUUUGUGUCUCAAUGAUAAUGCUAAUGCUAAUUUUGAGACUUAAAAAAUAUAAAAAUAAUGCCAUAAACUUCAGUUAUCUACAUAUUAAAACAAUCAAGUGGUCUUUCGUUUAAUAUUUAAUAUUUAAAGACUGAUUUAAUUUAAUUAGUUGUUUGUUUUAUGUUUUACAUUUGAAUACACGUUAGCAUUAGCUUUGAGAUACAGUGAGCUAGUCAGUGCAUGGGUCAUGGGAAAACAUGGGUCAAAUUUUUUAUUUUUUAAAUUAUUUUUUUUGUUAACUAAGUAUUUUGUUUUCAUUUUCCUGAUUUACAACAUAAGCCUAAUCUUGAAAAACUGUUACUGUGGACAUAGCCUUGGUCACUUAAAGAAAUGUUCUUUUGCAAAUAUUAACUGUGGCUUAUGCAGUCUUUUACUAUGAACAGCACUAUGAAAACAGAUGCCAAUACUUACUUAGAUUUAGCUUUGCAAGGAGAUUCUAGACAUUAAUAAGGUGGAUGGUCUUUUCUAUUCCAAGGGCUAUAUCCAAGUGUUACCAUUACUAGAAAUUAUUAUUGCAUUCAAACUAGCUUAAUUCGCUCAAAUGCAACCAUUAUUAACAUCUACAUGCUUAUUUUUAAAAUGUGUAGAGAAACAAUCAAAAACUAAUAUGCAAAAAUGAUCCAAAGCGGAGACAAAAAGAAAGCUAGCAUGCUAAGCUAACCUUACAUUCAUACAUUCAUACAUUUUAUUUUGGCAUUAUACUAUAAGAGUGAUUGAAAGGCCAUUUUAGGAGGAAUUGACUGAGGAUUCAUGGUGAUUUCUGUCAUUUGCGGCAGCUUAUCUAAAAGAGCAGCUGUUUUUACUCACCAUGAAGCAGAACCAGCUCUUUACGAAGCUACAAACUCUUGACAGAAAUAAUAAAACGUUUUAUAUAAAAGGUGUAUCGCAAAGUUUUUUUUCCUUCAUAUAAGGUGCUUUCUUUCUACCAAGCCAGGCUAAACAUGUACAGUAACUUCUGUAAAGUAGGCUAGCUGCAGCGCAAAGCUAACAGCUAACGCAUCGAACAGGCAGGCGUGUACAGGUAUUAACCACUCUAUUUAGCUGUUGUACAGAACUUGUUUGGAGGUACAAUGCUUGAAAGGAAUCUUUCUUUUACUAUUUGGGCCAACUAUUUGAAAUAAAAGCUAACAGAUUUGUCAUAAUAUUAGCUUGUGUCGUAGCCCCACAUGUUCUGAUGGUUGUAGUGUUAGCAUCUCAUUGACCUGGGUGUUCAUAUUAGCGCGGCCAUUGCACUUGUUAGUAUUUGUUUGGCCUAUUGAAAUUGUAUUGAUAUUUUAUUUUAUGUGGUGUACUAUACUUUCUGAAUGUAGGAUAUGUUUACAUCAUUUUAAACAUGAUAUUUAAUAAUUACUGUAACUUGGCCUGGCGGCAUCAACUACUCUUCAUGAAGAUGGAUGAAAUUUAAUGCCAUUCUGUGGAACAUUCUAAGCAAAGUGCACCAUUUGGGAACCACAUUGAUGAUCCAAUAAAGUCCACUUUGUUUAUAUAGCACAUUUUAUUAACAUGAAAGUUCCCAAAGUGCUCCACAGAUAAAUUAUCGACUAUAAUGCUCGACACGGAGCUACACGCACUUACUCUUUGUCACACUGUAGCUGCCGUGUAAUAGGCUAACCCCAAUCACAUCCCAUCAUCAUGACUAUAAGCUAGCGCGUAAGAGAAGCUAACGUGAACACCCAGGCUGAUCUGGUGUCUACAGUACAAGACAAAAAUGAUGCUACUGAGAAGUGAUAGGGUCGCCGGGGGAGGCAACAGCGGGGGCGUGUGAGAGUCUAUUUACAUGGGGCAGAGAGUGUGUGUGUUUGAGAGAUUUUUUCCCUGGCAAAAGUGUGCGUAGUGAAUCUGCUCCUUCAGCGUGGGUAUUAUGCAUUGACAUUAUAGGAUUAGCCAUAUCCUAUUUCCAGAUUUAGAUUUGCACACAGAAGAUACAAUGUGAAAAUAAGGCAUUAGAGCAGCUAGCUUGGAUAUUUUUAAUAAAUAAAAAAAAUUACCCUUGCGUUGUGAUAAUGCGUGAGGAACUUUUUUAUUUUGUGCAUGGUCACUCAGUCAAAUUGUUUUUUGUUUUUUUUCAAUCUGGAAUCAUCAUUCACAAAAAAUGGUCUAAGCUAAUCUCUCACACUUUCUUUAUUUCGCCCCCUUCUUAAAAACCUGUCUAAAGGUUCAUAGGAACGAAUGGGAAAGUAUUUUUGAGAGAAUUAUAUUUUGCUGGAAAACAAUAUUUAAGUACUUUGUCUAAACUCCUUUUUGUAAAAUGAAAUGUUAAUGCAUGCUUUUUUUCGACCAGAUGUUUACAUUGUAUUUAAAAAAGGGAAAUUUGUGCCUUUUUUAUCUCACCACAAUUUUACAGUAUAUAAAUAUUGUAAAUAGCGAUUCUUUAUGUUGAGUAUGGAAGCGUUUCUACAUCUUUGUUGGAAAACUUGGACGUAAUGUGCGUUCCCACUUGCCAUGUUGUUUGUCGGAAAAUUGUCAUCUAAAGUGCGGCGCUACAGAGAUUUGAAUGUAUCAAUGUGUUUGAGAGGCUUAUGGAACUUACUACCUUGAAUGUUAGAGAGAGAACAUUUAUUAUCUUAUUCAGUAAAGUUAUAUGUUUUUUUUCUUUUUUAUUUUUUUCUUACUUUUGCAUUCUUGUUCAUGUGGCUCAAAAAGUUUAUUUGUAACAAGUGAUGGAUUGUUCAGUUGUUGCUGUUUAAAACAUUUCUGAACCCAUGGUGGAAUUAUGAGCACCAUGUAAAACUAAAAGUCACUCUAAAGACACUGGGAUAUGCUGAGAAAGUAUUCUCACAUUUGUGCACAAAAUGGAUGUAGAGCAGGGGCUGUUUUCAUGAAUGCUUAUUUUUCAGUCACCCACCAGUCAAGACCAAAAGAAAAAUACAUGUCAACAUUGUUGUAAACAACUGCUGCUAGCCAACACCGGUUAGUUUUCAAAUAGCUUGUGUUAGCUAGUUGUUACAUUGUUUUUUUGACACAUGUUUGUAUUUGGGAAAUAUAAAAAUCUGACCCGUAAAAGUAAGUCUAAGGAGGAACUUCAAAUUCAAAUAGAUUAAAAUCAUUUAGUGUGACCUUUCCAAAUCUGAAUGUAUUAGGCCCGUGUACCAUUUGCACACUGAUGAUAUGUUCCUGAAAUGCAUUUCUUGGAGACUGGAUUUGUGAAUGGACAUUGAACAUCCUGUUCUUAUUCACUGCUUUUUGUUAAGAAGUAAAACUUCAAAAGAAAGUCUGCUGAGUACAGCCCCUGACUUCGAUGUUGUAGGCUACCGAUGUUGCACUAAAAUCUAAAUUUUGAUCCAAAGAAGGGUACUGUAAAACAUGCCUAUGCUAAAGAUUCUUAUCAGUGUUUUAACCCUCCAAAAUCGCAGGCUGUGACUGUUGGCUCGUUCUGGUCCACUAUAUGAACUGAUCCUAAAUAAGCAUUGGGUGCAGAGACUGUCCUGAGCUGUGUGGGUGGGGCUGACUCAGAACGUGACGUCUCAAAGUCGCACGUGUGCAGUCACGUCAAUGCCAUUUUGUGUUCGCGCUGACGAAUCGAGUGCAAAAGAGACCAAGCCAUAUCUCUGUCCACAGCCAUGGGAGUGCACUUCUUAUGAACAGACAGGCUAGAGGAAAACACAUGCAUUUUUCCAGUUCCAACUAAACAACUUUUUACUCCGAUGCUUUGUACAAUAUUUCUGAACAACUCUCCAGCAAAAGGACAGUAGGCCUCCCUCGACAUACACAUCUUUGAGAGCAGUUACUACUGUAUAUCUUGAUGCAGAUAUUGCCAUAUUUGUGUUUGCAGAACCUGCAAGAUUCUAAUAAAACUGUCAAAGUAACAUGUCUGUGUGCUGUCUUUGUCUCAGGGACGCCAGUGGCAAAAAAACGUCUUUGUGUCCUUCACCCACGUACUUCACCC